Aphanomyces astaci is the source of this 1491-nucleotide messenger RNA. RefSeq lists its product as hypothetical. The record is from RefSeq and is a predicted model, not a curated record. Lineage: Eukaryota; Oomycota; Saprolegniomycetes; Saprolegniales; Verrucalvaceae. The transcript has a single exon. The coding region runs from base 1 to 1491 and encodes 496 amino acids.
AUGUACUCGCUGCAAGUAAAGUCCAAACUGAGCAACAGCAGCAGCAGUAGUUCUAGCAACGGAUCCAAGUCCAUCCAGAUCGAAGGGGCGUCACGUGACGAAUCGUCGCUCCAGUACGACAACGACGAUAUCUUGGAUUACGACGACGACAACCACUAUGACCCUGGCGGCCGGCCAUUAACGCCACAGUCGUGGGUGCAAAAGAUUGGGUCUGCAAUGUUUCAAAAGAUCAAAAUCACCCCGAGCACAGACGCCCCCAUAGUCGUGAUCAAGCAAGCAGUCCCCGCGAGCCCCCCUCAACCUGUACAACCAAACAAAACGACUACCUGCGUGCCCCAUCGACCGUCCAAGUUUCACCUACACCUUGACACACAACCUGAUGAAACGAGGAUAGCCAUGCCCCCCUCAUCCACCUUCCCCGACGACGACCGUGACGUUCCUAAGCCAAGGGGGGGGUCCAUAGGUCACCAGUCGAUCGAGUUUAUCAAAGUAUACUGCAGCCCCAAGCGACAACCCCAAUCCCCCAAGAUUCAGCCCCAGCGAGAUCCCCCCGCCUCAAGAUCCUCGUCAUCCCCCGUCCGCCGCACGGACGUCAACAACUUUCUCCAUGACGACGACUUGUCCCCUAUGAAACGCCCUGAAGUCCGGGGGGACGUUGUGCCCGUGCUCCAGAGUUUCUUUGCCCGCCCAAAACCAACCAAAGGCCGAACAAAACACUACGCGCACACUGUCGACAAGAUGAUCCAUCGACAGGAACAAUACAAGCGGGACCUCGCACGCCACGACCAGCUCCGGGCGUCAGCAGCAGCUUUAUCAUGCAAGACGAACAACAUGGACGACGACGAUACAGUUGUGUGCAGGCGGGAGGCGCUGCGGACGCACGCGCGGUCCCUCAAACGACAGCGUAUGGCAGACCUCGCCGCCGCCAAAGCGGUGCUCCAUGCCCGAGACGAGAUGGACCGGCGGUGCUUUCAGGACACCCGCGAGUCGUGGGAAGGCGCGUUUGAGGCCGACGUGGCCGAGUUGGCCGUAGCAUUUGCAAAAGCCAGUCACCACGAUGACAGCAGGCAUCGUCGACCCAUGACCACCGCCGGGCUCGUGGUGCCCCAAGCUCAAAGCCAAGUCAAACGUGAUAAAGUACUGCUGCUACUGCGAGCCCAAACAGCGCCUACCACACCACAGACCCUACCGUCCGCCUAUAAUCCCAGUAGGGCCCCGUCGCCAGUGAUGGAAGGAGUCCUUCCCGGUGGUGACGACGACGAGUCAAUCUCCAAACUCCAUCCUCUAGAAGCUCCGAGUGGCUAUGAUUGGCUAGACAGGUCACAGUCUGUGGAAGCAGCAGAAAAAGCGACGUCAGGGCUGUCGGACAGUGACAUGUUAGCCGCGAGCAUGCUAAGCGAGAACGACGCCCACGACGAUGCAAGUUCGAGGGCAGACACUGUAUCAGGUGUCUGUGGCCAUCCAUCCCCCUCUGACAAGUCCACACUGUGA